Eriocheir sinensis (Chinese mitten crab) is the source of this 1696-nucleotide messenger RNA. RefSeq lists its product as uncharacterized. The transcript has 9 exons. Gene Ontology annotation, cellular component: neuron projection membrane. Lineage: Eukaryota; Metazoa; Arthropoda; Malacostraca; Decapoda; Varunidae. The record is from RefSeq and is a predicted model, not a curated record. The coding region runs from base 1 to 948 and encodes 315 amino acids. Gene Ontology annotation, biological process: synapse organization.
AUGUGUGAAAGUGUGAUGGGUGCCGCCCACAGAACUCUGGAGGCGGAUCAGUUGUGUCCCACCUGUCCUUACUUCCUGCCCACGUCCGUCGAGAUCACCACACCUGUGGGCAUCCCGGCCAACCUCACCUGCGGCGUCAGGCAGCUCGGGGACAAGAAGGUGUCGUGGAUCAGGCGCCAGGACCUGCACGUGCUGACCACAGGUAACUUCACGUACACGACGGACACGAGGUUCCGCGCGCUGCACCUGCCCGGCUCGCCCUUCUGGAGCCUGGAGGUGGACCGGCCCGCCAUCACUGACUCCGGCCUCUACGAGUGCCAGGUGUCCACGCAGCCCAAGAUAUUCCGCCGCUUCAGGCUCAGCGUUGUGGUCCCCAGCGCGCGCAUCACCGGCUCGAGGGAGAUCUUCAUGAAGGCGGGCAGCGACAUCAACAUAACGUGCGUGGUGAAGGGCGCCAUCAGGGGAGCGCCCGUCACCUGGUACCACGUGCUGCCCCGCGACCCACCCAAGGAGGAGCUGGUGGAGAUCAACGCCGGGGGCCGGGGCGGCGUGCAGCUGGUGACGGACAAGAACUCGGGCACCAGCUGGCUCCUGGUCACCCACGCCACCUGGAGGGACGCCGGGAACUACACGUGCGCGCCCGUGCACGCCACGCCCACCUCGGUGUCCGUCCACGUGCUCGACGAGGCUCCAGCCGAGCUCCAAAACGACCCCCAGCCGAGCCGGGCCCAGACGUCCACCCAAGGAACGCCAGGCCUCCCGCUGCUCCUGCUGGGGCUUCACCGUCUGCUGGGGCGCGACAGGACGAGAACGUGGUGCCUCUGGGUUCUCCUGGCUGCCUGUCUAGGGUUCUCCAGCGCCGCCAGGGGUACGGGUGGCCUUCAGGACGUCUCUCAGACUCGGCCCUACACUGUGUGUGGAGGAAAUUAUCAACGGCAUCCCGAGUAACGACAGCAGCACCCAGCCGGUGGCCACACAAGGGCACGCAAGAUGCUCUCAGCCCGCCCCUAGAUGCCACCCCGGAUGCCGGCCUGGUGCACCCCCUUGUACGCCUCCUGGAGAGGGCAGACAGCCUCGGGUGCUGUCGUGUUGUUCGUCAAGCUGCUCCGCUCGCCGCACACCAACGUAACAUGCAGAGCAAGCCGUGUGGGAGCUGGGAAACACUGCUGGCGAUGGCCCCAAACUCAAAGACUUCGUCAUUAAGGCUGGCAUUGUACAACCUCUUUUGGAACUCAUUAGACCAGACACAGAGACUGCCGAGAUCAACGAGGUGGACCGCCUGGGCCAGAUGACUGAGGAGUGCGGCGGACUGGACAAGACUGAGGACUGCAGCACCACGACAACGAGGCCGUGUACGAGAAGGCCCUGGAUGGAUAUCAUCGAGAAGUGUUCCGGCGAGGAGGAGGGCCCCGAGGUGAGCAGCACCACCAGUGGCCAGGCGUACGACUACUCUGCCGUGAACAACGUGCCUGAGGGUGGAUUCUCUUUCUAGGACUUCAGUGUGUGUGUCUGGCAAGGGAGGAGCAGCAGCAGGCAGGGUGUGUGUGUUCCACGGCGGAAUAAUGUGAUAAUGUAUCUAACCGUCGAUCUCACUUGUCUAAGUGGCCUCUGCAGCAUGUUUUACUGGGCCUUCAGUGGACCCGCUGGUGCCUCAAUGUUUUACUGGGCCUUCAGUGGACCCGCUGGUGCCUCAAUG